AUGGACUUGGAUCGAGCGGCGGAUGAUGGCGACACACUACGUGUCCAAGCACUAAUAGAUGAUGGAGCGAAUGUAAAUGCACGCAACAAGUUCGACAACAACAGGACACCAUUGCAUGUUGCUUCUGAAGCAGGCCAUGCAAAUGUAGUUGAAAUCUUGUUUCAGAAUGGUGCGAAUGUGGAUGCUCUUGAUGAAUUCAGUCGUACUGCAUUGCAUGUUGCAUGCGCAGAAGGCCAUGCGAAUGUUGUUGAAAUAUUGUUGCGGAAUGGUGCGAAUGUUAAUGCUGUUGAUGACACGAAUCGUACUGCAUUACACGAAGUGUGUGAUUUAUAUCCAGAAAGUGAUGCGAAUGUGGUUGAAAUCUUGUUGCGGAAUGGUGCGAAUUUGAACACUGAUGAAGGUAACUGGACACCGUUGCAUGGAGCAUGCGUGAGCAAUCAUGCCAAUAUUGUUGAACUAUUGCUGCAACAUGAGGACAUUGUUGUGGACGAUGAAGUCAGCAGUAGUGAAUUGAACAGUCGUAGUACGUCAUUUGGAGGCCGAAGUCGUGGGAAGAUUGUGGAAUUAUUGGUUCUGAAUGGCGCAGAUUUAAAUGCCAGGGAUUGCGCUGAUGAAACGCUAUUACACGGAGCUUGCGAGUUUGGUGACCUCGACUUUGUUGAAGCAUUGCUGGACAAUGGUGCCGACAUGGAACUAGUGAACGAACAUGGGCAUUCUCCUCUGCACCAUGCUUGCUCAAAUAGACAUCGGGGGGUGGUUCAAUUACUGUUGGACCGAGGUGCCAAUAUGGAAGUGCACGCCGAUCAUGAAGGUACCCCAUUGCAUCAAGCAGGGCUUCAUGCAUAUGUUGAUGUGGCUGAGCUCUUGCUAAGUCGUGGUGCAAAUUUGGAAGCAAGGGACGAGAGUGGCCACACAACUUUGUGUAAUCAAUUCUUCCUCAAUGGCUCUAUCUCUGUCGAAAUGGUGGAAUUGUUGAUGGACCAUGGCGCUAACUUGGAGGCAAGAAAUGACUUUGGCGACACGUCCUUGCACUUAGUUUCUGAAAGUCCGCGCUGGAGGUAUGAUACUAUUGAACGUGCUCGGCUAUUGCUGGACAGGGGUGCCAACAUCGAAGCAAGGAACAAUGACCUUUGCACGCCUUUGCAUGUGGCUUGUUCCGGAGGAAAUGAGUUGGGUGUUGUUGUUCUUCUUUUGGACCGAAAUGCCAGUUUGGAAGCAAGGAACAAUAACGACAUGACACCUUUGGAUAUUGCGUGUUCCAACGGCAUUGUCGAAGUUGUUCGUUUACUUUUAAACCACCAAGCAGUUGCUGAUUCGUUGGAAACGAUGAACGAUAUGGGAUGCAGGCCGUUGCAUUUUGCAGCUCUCAACAAUCGUACUGAUGUUGCUCGCCUACUUCUAGAUCGGGGUGCCAUAGUAGAUUCCAAGACCCUUGCAAGGACGACACCGCUGUCCUUGGCAUGUCAAAAAGGCCACGUGGAGAUGGUAUGGCUGCUGGUGAGGCGAUGCCCAUGGCUUGUAGAUGGACAAUUAUAA
Cylindrotheca closterium is the source of this 1536-nucleotide messenger RNA. The record is from the annotation of a GenBank genome assembly. Lineage: Eukaryota; Bacillariophyta; Bacillariophyceae; Bacillariales; Bacillariaceae.